GGGGCCCAGUACGCUCGCUGCGGCUGGGCGGCUAGUUUAAGUUGCCAUAGCUGCGAGUCAGGGCAGAGCACUGUCGGUUGCGCCGCCGCGUCGGGUCCGUAGCACCUUCUCGGUCACAGGUGGCCGUGGGAGCCGGGCAGGCCUCGGCGAUGAUCCGGCAUUAAGGAUCUAGGACUCUCCUCUAUCUCAGGUGGUUUGGGGAAAGUGUAAGGGCAAUCAAAGAUCAUCACCUUGACUAGGCCUUUUGCCCCGAACCUCAUGAAGAGAUGAUAGGAGGCAGACAUAUGUGCCUGAGAAGAGCACUGAGCUCAGUGGAGAGCAACACGGAGAUUUGGGGGUGUGCUUUGAUUUGUGUACAUCAAUGGCAGAAUCCUCCAGUGAUUCAGACCACUUCCGCUCUCGUGACCGAUUGAGUCGAUGGGCUGCGAGGUCCGUACACCGGGAACUUGGGAAUCGUCCUGCACUGGAUGUCACCGAGAAGGUCAACUCUAUAACAAGUACUUUACAGGACACCAGUCGAAACCUACGACAAGUAGACCAGAUGCUUGGACAAUAUCGAGAAUAUAGUAAUGGACAGGCAGGUGCUAUAGAACACUUAAAAGAAAGCUUGGAACAGUCAGUAGGCCAACUGCGAAGUCAACGUUUAUUGAGAAGCUCAGGAGGGAGAAGUGUUUCUGUUACAAGUCUGAGUGCAAGUGACUUUGAUGGUGGCACUGUGACAGAGAGCCACCGUUUUCCACCUACCUCACCUCUGAAGGACUAUGGGGAUCAACAGGGUAGUAAACGGAUUAGAUCCAGAGCUGGUGUCCGAUUUGUUCGAGAGACUGAUGACAUGGGCCAGCUUCAUGCUUUUCAUCAGUCCCUCCGAGACCUCAGCAGUGAACAAGUUCGCCUUGGAGACGAUUUCAACCGGGAAAUUGCCAGAAGAAGCAGGUCGGAUGCUGAAACAAAAAGGGCUUUGGAAAGAUUGUCUGAGAAGCUCAGUGAAACCCAAAAACAAGAAAUGGUUUCAGACCGGGUGGAGCGACGGCUUCAGGAAAUAGAAAGGGAGAUGCGCACAGAAAGAGAGCUGGUGGAAAGACGUCAGGAUCAACUGGGACUCAUUUCUUUGCAGCUACAAGAGGCAUUGAAGAAACAAGAAGCUAAAGCACAUGAAGAUGAGGGAGUGGUGAAAAAUAAGCUAAGACAAACUGAAACUGAGAAGAGUCAACUUGCCCAGGAGUUGGAGCUGUCUCGGAGGCUACUGAAUCAGUCCGAAGGCAGCCGAGAAACACUUUUGCAUCAAGUAGAAGAACUCCGCACACAGCUUAUGAAAGCAGAAGGCGACCGAAAGGGUUUACAGCAUCAAGUGUCUCAGAUCUCCCUGCAGCAGCCAAACCAGCAGGAUGAACAAGGAGAUGACUGGAGGUUUAGGAGAGGCAUUGAGCGGGAAAAGGAGGGUCUGGAGAAGCAGAUGUCGGAUCUGAGAGCACAGCUGAACCUCAGUGCCCUGGCCUCCGAGUUGGAGGAAGUGAAGCGGUGCGUGGAGCGAAAAGACAAGGAGAAAGCACACUUGGCAGCACAAAUAGAGAAUUUAACAUGUGAACUGGACAACAAGGAAAAGCAGCAGCUGGAGAUGCUGGAUCAGCUUCAGGAGAUCCAGAAGCACUUUGAGACAUGCGACGCCAGGCGGAAGCAUGCCGACCUCCAGAUCUCGGAGCUGACUCAGCACGCCGAGGACGCGACCAAGCAGGCCGAGCAGUACCUCCUGGACUUCCAGCAGUCGGAAGCCCUGAGACAGGAGGCGGAGAAGAGGAGAGAAGAGCUGAAACUGAAAGCUCAGGAGUCCAUUCGGCAGUGGAAGCUUAAGCAUAAGAAGUUGGAGCGAGCAUUGGAGAAACAGUCUGAAACUCUUGAUCAACUGACAGACAAGAACAAUCAGAUCCUAAAAGAAAAGGAUGAAUUGAAAAGCCAGCUUUAUGCAGCAUUACAACAAAUAGAGAAUCUUCGAAAGGAAUUGAAUGAGGUCAUAACCAAGCGUGCCCUUCAAGAGGAGGAGCUUCACUGUAAGGAGCAGAAACUAAGUGACGUUAAGGCUCAUCAAGCUGACCUUGAACUAGAAGUCAAGGGUAACCUGGACACCAUCCAUAGGCUAGAAACUGAACUGCAAAAGCAGAGUACGAAUCAAAGCCAGAUGAAAGUUGAGAAAGCUCACCUGGAGGAAGAAAUUGCAGAGCUAAAGAAGAGCCAGGCGAAAGACAAAGCUCAACUUCUUGAGAUGCAAGAGGCCAUCAAGGACUUGAGUGCCAUCCGGGCAGAUCUUGCCAAUAAAUUGGCCGAGGAACAAAGAGCCAGGAAAGAGGUGCUUAAAAACCUUUCUGACCUCAAGACACAGGCAGAAUCUAAAGAUGAAGAAACAGCUACAAUCAUUGCACAGCUAAAGCUGGAACGAGAUGUUCACCAAAGGGAGCUGGAAGAUCUCACAUCGUCAUUGCAGAGUGUGAAAACGAAACACGAACAAAAUAUCCAGGAGCUGAUGAAGCACUUCAAGAAAGAAAAGAGUGAAGCUGAGAAUCACAUUAGGACACUGAAGGCAGAAAGCUUAGAAGAUAAGAAUACGGCUAAAGUCCAUCUUUGUCAGCUAGAGAAGCUGAGAGCACAGUGUGACAGGCUGACGGAGGAAUUAACCCAGAAUGAAAAUGAGAAUAAAAAGCUGAAGCUAAAAUAUCAGAGUUUGAAGGACCAACUGGAAGAAAAGGAGAAACAUAUAAGCACCGAAGAAGAGCACUUACGGAGGAUGGAAGAGGCCAGACUGCAGCUCAAGGAUCAACUUCUUUGUCUGGAGACCGAACAGGAAUCCAUUCUUGGUGUGAUAGGAAAGGAAAUUGAUGCAGCUUGUAAAACCUUCUCCAGGGAGUCGAUGGAGAAACUGAAAGUUUUUUCAUCUGGUUCUGAUAUUAAUUAUGACCCACAUCGCUGGUUAGCAGAAAGCAAGACUAAACUUCAGUGGCUGUGUGAGGAACUGAAAGAGAGAGAAAACAGAGAGAAAAGUCUCCGGCACGAGCUAACGCUGUGUAGACAGCAGCUCAGGAACCUGACUGAGAACAAGGAAUCGGAGCUCCAGAGCCUGUUUGAUCAGAUAGAAAGGCAGGAGCAGCUUCUGGAAGAAAUACAUCGGGAGAAGAGAGAUCUGCUGGAGGAGAGCCACCGAAAAGAUGAAGAAAUGGAGUCUCUGCAGCCAAAGCUACAGUUUAACCUUCCACCCUGGGAAGAUGAUAGUCAGACUGCAGUGAAAAAUGAGAGUGAAGCUCGAAUGGAAGAAAAAGCAGACCGUGUGAAUGUGUUAGAAACGAGCACCCGAGUGGCCUUGGACCAUCUGGAGUCAGUGCCCGAGAAACUGAGCCUGCUAGAAGACUUCAAAGGCUUCCGAGAUUCCCACAGCUUGUCCGAGAGAAUUGAUGGGAGAUAUUCCAAAUACAGAGGCCACAGAGAGUCUCUUCGGCAGCACCGAGAUGACCCCAAGUACAGAAUCAGAAGCUUCAAAGAUGACCAGACCUUUGCCGACAGUUCCCAUGCUCAUCAUGGCUUGGAUCACUCUUCCUCCUGGCAGGACCGCAGUCACUUCCUGUCUAGUCCACGCUUUUCACACUUUAACUCAUUCACCACAAGAGCAUCUACUCCCAAUUCACCUUCAAUCAAGGAAGAUGCGACAAGAUUACCAAUGGAUGGAACAAGUCUACGAUCCACAAAGGAGGAAUACGAAAGCAAAAAAAGCAAAAUGUAAUUAGUUGCUUUACAUGAGUGUUUUACAAAUAAUAGCAUGUCCACCCUUGCUGCAACCUGGCCCACAUUAUCAGGCAGACAUGUCUGAAGUUUAUGCUCUUCAGCAUUGCCAAACAUCAACUAAGGUAACGAUACAGUUGGUCCUUGUGAAAGAUAUAAUUAAACCAAUCCAAAUAAUGUCAGCUCGUGAAUGACUUACAACUAACUUAUUGGCAACUUGCACCAGCAAAGAAAGUGAUAUUUUUUGCUUUGCAUUUUCUUUUUCAGGUGUGCUCAGCCACAUCUUUCCAACCAAAAUUCAGAUUUAUAAUUGAAGUCUUUCAAAAAUGGCUGGCUAAACAGGAGGAAAAUGAAUUCCCCUUGAGGCUGAAUUUGCCAGCACUUUAGAUUCAGGGAAUAUUUAUAUACAAUUGAUUUUUUUAAAGUGCUUUCUUUCUAAUAAAUUAUCAUGUGUUAUAGCAUGCCAUGGAAAUAUGCAAAUAUUAUAUUAGCUCACUUUAUAAAUGCACAGGAUUGUUAAAUUCAUCAUCUCAGCAGUCUAUUACUACAUGCAGUAUCUCAACAUUAUUUCCAAUCACCCAUAUUAAGUAGCAAUAAAGAAUUUAAUUUACAAUGCUAUCUGAAUUGUAGAGCACUGUAGAGAAUUCAUUGCACAAUUUAUUUAUUUGUCUUUUUGUGGCCAAAUAUCCCACUGUGAUCACUUCAGUUAUGUCCUGGACCAUCUUUGGUUUACUCUGACCAAAAUCAUAGUACCAAACUCCUGUGUCCAUGAGAUUGCUCUGCAAGAGUCCUCAUAUGAUUUGGUACUGUCUGUCUACUUUCAGCAUCUCAGCUUUUCCAACAUCAAGGUGUCUUUAAGAACUUACCUUCAUUACGCGCCGACGUACCAGUGGAGAAGGAUUUCUAUUCAAUGCUAAAUAAUGGUAAACACCCAGGCACUAAAUCGUCAUUGGGUCAUGGUGGGAAAAUUCUGCACAGAGGCAAGGACAAUAAAGCAAUCCCUUCCUAAUGUGCAUCACAUUUUGUGUUUGUUAGAUUUCUCAUCUGUCAUAAAGAGGCUUCCAUUGCCACUCAAGAUAUGUCUUCCUAACUCAGGAUAUUUGAAUAUGCAGAAGAGGUGAUACUCUCAUUCCAUGAACAUAAACGCUACAGUUACCACAGAAGGUGAAGCUGUUUCAUGCCCCCAAAUUACAUAAUGCAAACUACAUGACCCCUGAGAGUACAGGCAUGCGUGUUAUCAUUUAUCCAUUCCCUAAAGCUUGUAUUGAGUUCUUACUAGAGGCCAGUCAUUGUGCUAGGAAGGAAAAAAAAAAUGAAACAAAACAUAAAAGGAGGCGUUUAUGUCCCAAAUUUAGUUUGGCAUGAGGAAUUACAUGGAAAAGGGGUGAUGUGCCCAGGCUAGCUGGCAAAAUUCUGCAUUACAGAACAUUAAAGAGGUUUGGUUUGGUUUGGUUUGGUUUUGUCUAAUCUCAGGACUUCAGGCUGUUAAUGUGCUAAUGAGCACUAUGGGGCUUUAGCAGGAAUAGUCUUUUUUCUGAAGGAACAGCUCACACCCUGGUGCAGCACAUAACCUCUGUCGCUCUCUGGUAAUAUCUGGGCUAUUAAGAAAUUGUGUCAGUAUUGUCAUUGCUGUUUCGACCAAUAUCACAAUAUGUUGUCGCCUUGGAUCUGGGGAGAAAAUUAACAGGUUUAUUCAAACCCUACACAUAACAGUUGAAAACUUUACCCUAAUGUAUUAGUAGGAACUUCACCCAGUAUAUUCUGUUUAAUAGGAACUAAUUUAAACCAUUAUUAGCACAUCUGUGGUCAUUUAAAAAAAAUUAUGUCAAGACAGUGAGACCUGAAAGUUUAAGGUAACUCAGAUUAUUUACUUGGCAAACCCUUGAAAACAUAUUAGCUGAUGGUUUUAUAACAGAAUGGAGAGAGACCUUAUGAAAGACCUUUUUCAAUCUGAAAAAUAAAAUAAAGCCACUAUGUCACAUUAUUGCAGGUCUUACGCUACUUACUGUUGGGUGAAUGGAGGUGUCUGACUUUAACUAUGAAACACACAAGAACUUCAAAGGCAAAGUCAACUUUUUGAGAGCAAUGUGUUGUCGAAAUUCUUUGGCCCUCUGUUUAUAUGGAAUUAAACCCAAGGACCUGUCUUCUCGGAGGAUUUUUCCUGUCUCUUGCAGUCCCAUAAGCUGGAGUUAGAAAUCAAAAAGAAUGCUAAGAAAACACUAAUAGCCUGAUUUGUACAAUUCAACGCCAGCAGCUGUUCCUCCCUUACUUACCCCCCUGGCAGCAGAGCGUGUGAUACCAGCGCCAUCCGAGCUGAGGCUGGUCAGCCAUAUUGCUUGUAGCCCUGGGACACUGGACGGGAUAAUAAGCCUUAUCCUUACAAUGAGCCUGGUCCAAGACUUAAUUUGGAGAUUGACUUUUUUGGUUUAAGAAUUUUGAAUCUUCUGACCAUCUUUCUCUCUAAACUUACUAAGCUUCCACUGAAGUCACUGAAGGCCACAGAGGGGAGAAACAGCUGGGAGAAAUCUGGCGUGAUGUUUUUCCCAUGGGCUAAGGUUGUUAUUGCUUCCUAGUGCAGUAGUGUCUGCUUUGAAGGUGGGAAAAAGCUUGAAUAACAUCUUACACAGCCAGUUUCCCAGAACCAAUGACUUGUCUUCUUAGCGUUAUACAGUAGUUUACACAUUUUUUACUAAUGAAGAGAUAAAAUCUGUAGCUUAACAAAACAGUGUAAGGCAUUUGGAUUUAAAGGUUACAUGGAUAAAAAAUGCCUACCUACUUAGCUAAGAAAACAAUUAAGCCUAUUUUUCCUCAUUUUUCUCCUUUCAACUAUGGUAAAUACAUUUUCCAUUUUGAGGCUUGGGUCAGUGACAUGUAAAGUGCAUUUAGAGUCACAGUAAUUGUUACAUUUUUUCUAAUCUGCAUUGAACCUUAUAGUUAAAUAACAAAUGCUGUUUUAAGUGGGACCAAAUUCUUACGUAAAGUUAUGUGGUAAAUUUUUCAGCAGACUCUUUGUAGGAAGGAGCAAAUAUCUCAAAUUGUUUUACUCGGGAUUCAUACUGUAACCCCAGCUACACGUGAUACGGUAGCCAAGAACGGGAAUGAUCAUUCAGUGACUCCUUUUCUAAGAUUCUUCCACUGCUCCACAAACAAACUGUCCCAGUGUUUUCUCUCCAUCCGAAACAAAACAGAAAAUUUGUGAUUUUCAUGGCCUUAUAGUGAGGAAGCUGUCCUCACGAAAGCAUCUGGUUUUCUUGGAUCAAAACUAAACCAUGAAUCUUAAGCUGGAAAGUAAAUUUGGGAAAGUUUGUAUAUAAAGACAUUUCAUGCACUAAAGUUCAAUAUAAAAAUAGUUACGUCUUUCAACUUUUCAGUUCUCAAAUAUUUAGCAAUAAAAACAUAUCAACUUAUCCCUAUUUGAGAAAAGAAAUUUAAACCAUGAAAGAUUCCAUUUAGUUUCACUUCCGUACUAAACACGACACAUCUACUUUAAGGCCAGGAAAAAUGCUUACGUCUAGAAGCAGAACUGUAGAUUCCAAGCCCCCAAACAAAUUUCACAGAAGUCUCCCGUGAUUUUGAUUAGUAACAAAGUAAACUAAUCUGCACUGCUCUGGUGAAACCAGCCGACCUUCAAGUUCUAACCUGGCCUGCCCUCAUCUGAGUCUCUCCUGCUCAGUCCAUGCCUAUGCUCACAUCCUACCUAAAUCAAAACCCAACCCAGCUCACUCGGUGUUCUACCAGGUCAACCCCUACUGUUGACCUCCGAAGAACCCACAACAAAAAGGUAGACUGGGCCAUCUGCAUAUCUGUCAGGACCAGCCAAUUAGAAAAGGGUUUAAGUGUCACAUGGCUUUUACUACUCUCACGGUUGAAACUCUAAGAAUAAUACCUUUGUAGCUGGGGGUAUCUUUUCUUUGUAACAUAGCUGGACUCUGAUGUGGUACAAAUUCAUGCAACAACCAUGGGUGUUGAACUUGCCGCCUUGCUCUCUCUAGGAAUAUACUGAGUGUCUAAACAUAGUUUGUUAGUUCCCUUUCAGGAGGAUAGUUAAAGCAAUAUAUAAUCCAGUGAGCUCUUCCUUUGAAAAGGUAGACUCUUAUGCUGUUGAGCAUAGAAGGGAGAAAUGGGGAAAAAAUGCCGCUACAGCCAAAAUAAAGCCAUGCCACAUCGAUCUUAAUAGAAUAGUGAUUCUAACAAGAAUGUGCUAUGUUUUAAAAAAUCGCAGUUGCACUACUUGUUAUAUUCCCUGUUUUUCUCGAACUGGCAGAUGCAGGACUUUCAUGCCCACACUGUCUUCUAUCAUCUCUCAGUGGAUCCCCACAGCUUGACACCCACUCAUUUUGUAUUCUUCAGUAAAGCAUUUUGACUGAAUAUUUAAGUAAAAACAAAAGUCACAAUUUAGCCUCAGAUAUUGGUGCCGUGUGUCAUCUUAGCUGUAUACUUCACUGGAAAUAAAAGAUCAUAAAACUGGCUUGAAGCAAUAUUUUUUAGAAUAAAAUUAGUGGAUGUUAAAUUACCAACAGUUCAGAUGUUGUCAUUUAAAAGUAAGAAAAUAUCUUAUUCUGAGGGAAAGGAGGGUAAUAUUAUGUUCUCAUUAGUCACUAAUUGACAGUCUGCUUUAAAUUCUAUUUAGUAUUUUCUUAAAAAUCAUACUUUUUUAAAAAAAAGGACAAGUCUUAUUUUUAUAGUAUUAGGUUUUCCAUCCAAUUAGAGUUUCCUUUUGUUUGUUUCCUUAGAAAUGUUUCAGUUUGGAAUCAGGUGUAUUUUUGAGUCAUGGAAGCCACCAAGAGUUCAAAUGGCUUUUAAAGGCCCCAAACAGCUGGGCCCACGAUGCAAAAACUUGCACUUCAAGAGCUUGCAUCUCUCUUUGUUUUUGAAAUACUGUAUUUUAAUUGCAAAUGUUUCCCCCUAGUGUCUCUCUUUUAUUUCUUUCUCUGGGAUUCACAGUCCAAUGCUCAAGGGUCUUUGGAAGCAACUCGUGUCCUUGGUUUGGGCCAGCCGUGGCCUGGAGUCGUGCUUGCUUGUCCUGUGCGUUUGUUUUAAGGCAUCAGGGUGAAGGCAACCCUAGCGAUUUAGUGAGAUUAAUAGAUGAAACACAAUUUUUUCCUCCUGGUGUGGGCUGCUCUGUUACCCAGGUGUGAAAGGCUACUUACUCUUGGUAAAACAAGCGUGUUUCUCUUCAUCCCUGUGUCCUGGCUCUCAGCUAAUUUUUAGAGCAGUAUUUAUAUGUGCUUCAUUUAUCUGGAGAACCUAUUUAAUCACCUUCUCUAUCUUAUUCUGAAAACGUGUGUCAUGUUGUACAUAUGAUUUAAAAUCUAAAUGUCUAAUAUACCCCUUUAGCAAGCUUUUUUUUCUUUUUUCGGUUCUUGAAGCUAGCUAUUAUCAGAUCAUUCUGCAUAACUCAUAUUCAGGGUUAUCCCUAGGGCAGUGGUAGUGCUAGUUUAGAUUUUGUUUGUCCCUUGUCGCUGAGCACUUAGCUGGAUAAGGAAAUGAAGGAUGGCAGGAGUUCUGUAAAAUGAUAUGAACACAGAGGAAGCUGGGUUGCCUUCAACAACACACAUUUUAAACAGCACAGUUGAAAGAAAAAGCUGCAGUAGCACUCCAUCCUGUAUCUGCUGUGGGGUCCUGGAAGGCAGCGCCGUGAGACGUCCUGCUGAACUUGGUUUACACUGCAAAGUCCUGUCCCUAAUGAAAGACUCACUGAACCUUCCUGUUCUUUAUGGACUUCGGUUAGUGUUAUGGACGUGGAUGCAAAGUGGCCUCCCUUCAGAGAGUUUUCUGUCUGCGUGCCCUGUGCUUGUCUGCCAUUGUGGAUUUUCAUCUCAUUUGUGCCAUCACUAAACCCACUGUAAUGUGGAGAUGCAGGCUUGAUGUAUGGCUUAGCAUUUUGAAAACUUCCCAUCAAACAGAAGCUCAGGUGUCCAUGACCGGAAGUCAGAUAGCCAUCUAACAUGGUGGCUAUGGGGAAGUUGGGCAGUUAAAAAAGUUUGGAGAAACCUAGGAAUUUUUGCCCUUUUCUUUUUUCUGAGCUGAGUAAAAUAGAUGCAUCAGUUCUAACGAGGCACUUCCUGCCCCGAGUCACUGGCAGAGCUGCCUCCUCCCAACAGCUGCAGGCUUGAGAGACCUCACGCUGCUGGCCAAGGUUCGUUCUGUGCUUUGAGUAAGACCACAGCCAAUAAAGCCAAUGUGUACCGUGGAAAGAGUUUCCCAUUUUUUCCAUUGGAGAAGUCUUUCGUGAGGUUAGUUUGAGUGUUCCAAAUUAACAGUGGUGGUCAGUGCUAAAUUUUUAAUUUUAACUGCAUGUAAACCUGCUCACUAGAUUUCAUUGAGGAUAAAUCAGUUGUCUGUGAGGAAGCUACAUAUCCUUUUGUGUAGUAUUCUUUAGAGCACCGGUUCUCAAAAUUGUAGCCCCUACACCAGCAGCAGCAGCAGCAGCAGCAGCACCUGGAAGCUGGUUAACGUUGAGAUUCUCUGGCCAUCUCCAGGCCUAGUGAUUCAGAAACCCUGGGGCUGGAGCCAGUUAGUAUGUGUUGUAACAAGUCCUCCCGUGACUCUGAUGAAUGCUCAGGUUCAAGUGGCCUUCAUUUGAUUAUAACAUUCUCUGAGUUUUAGGGUAUCACACAAGAAAAGAACAUGGUUUCUUUUCUACGUGAUGUGCAAGGGCACCCUUUUCAAAUUUGGUUUUUAAUAGCAUGUAUUCUCCCAGGGGUCCAAGUUAUGAGUCCAGUCUGAGGGUGACUCGGGUAAAGAACUUAAAGCCACUUCCAAAGAUAGUUAAUUUACUACCAGAAGUCGCUUCCCUACCUGCUCUGCCUAGGCAACUUCGAUUAACCAGAACUUUCCGCCUAGAUUACCAUUGAGGCAUUCAAUGAAAUCAGGACCUACAGGUGUAGCUCUUCUCUCUGGUUUCAAGAGUAGAACAAAUAUUUGAUUAUCAAAAGGAUAUAAACUUCUGUGGGGCUGAGUUCCUAGCCUCUUUUUCCUCCCUCCCUGGCAUUUGAGGACAACCUGAUUUAGGGCCUUAGUUCUGUGUUACCAUUUCACAUACGACUUUGUUUUUUCCUUUCUGUACCAGCCAUUCACAGUCAUCCAUCAGAGUAACGUUUCCAGACUCCAACAUAGUCAUGUAAAGAUUUUGAUUUGAUGACCAGUGAACUUCAAAUCUCAACCAGCUUUUCCUCACUGUCUACAACUGAGAUCAGGGAUUUAUUGUAUCAUUCCAUCUCUUUGUUCUUGAAAGACCAAUAAAAAUUUGUGUUGGCCUUUUAUCUUACAUUUUAUACCCUCCAACUUUAUAUAAUUAAUAAUUUGAAAUGUUUGUGUCAAAUUACACUGCUCCUUUUUACCCUUAUUUGCUUAGGAAUGGACUAAAUAAGAAAUCUACACAGAAUUCUCCUAUUCUAAAGUAUCUUUACCUAAAUCUUUUCAAUAAUUCUCAAUUAUUGAAUAAUUUCUGAAUACUUGAUUUAAACAUAAAAAAAUAAAUAAAUGUUACGCUAUGUUAUA
Messenger RNA from Phyllostomus discolor (pale spear-nosed bat), 11265 nucleotides. RefSeq names its product centrosomal protein 128 (gene CEP128). The transcript is spliced from 26 exons. Lineage: Eukaryota; Metazoa; Chordata; Mammalia; Chiroptera; Phyllostomidae. The record is from RefSeq and is a predicted model, not a curated record. Bases 362 to 3763 code for a protein of 1133 amino acids.